Verticillium dahliae VdLs.17 is the source of this 573-nucleotide messenger RNA. RefSeq lists its product as uncharacterized. The record is from RefSeq and is a predicted model, not a curated record. Gene Ontology annotation, molecular function: protein binding. The transcript has a single exon. NCBI's taxonomy places the organism in Eukaryota, Fungi, Ascomycota, Sordariomycetes, Glomerellales, Plectosphaerellaceae. Bases 1 to 573 code for a protein of 190 amino acids.
AUGGUCUUUGACGAGGCGAGGGCGUUCAUGCAGGCCACUUUUGACGAGGACAGGGGCACCAGCCGGACCAUGAACGCCGUCGAGGCCCGCUGUCUGACCGUGUUCCGCAACCGCCAGCAGAGGGGCAUGGUAUGUCUGACAGACGACGGCCAUGUGGCGCGCGUGCCCGUGGCGGCGCAGGUUGGCGACGUCUUUUGCGUUUUGCCCGGGUGCCCUUCGCUGCUUCUCCUGACGCCUGCGCCUACCAUUGGGGAUGGUCGCGGCUUUGCCGAGGUGGGCGAGGCGUAUGUGGAUGGGUUCAUGAACGGCGAGGGCAUCUUUGGGCCGCUGCCUGCAGGGUGGACGGCCGUGUGGAGGGACAGUCCGGAUGCGAGUGAGGUCGUGCCUGCUUUUCUGCAAGACGGCGAGUCCGUUCCCACGUGGGAUGAUCCACGGUUGUUCGCGCGAGGGUUCUUGAGUGAGAAGAUGAAGGAGAGCGCGACUUGGAAGGAGGCGCUGGAGCGUCGGAUGACGUUGACGCCAGACGUGUUGAGCAGUAAAGGAGUGCCGCUGGUGGACAUUGACUUGGUGUAG